AGUGAGGUAGUCAGUGAGGCAUGACUUGUGCUAGCUUGUGGUUGGUGAACUAAUUGAAAGAAAUGCUAUUAUUGGUUGAUGGCGUGGUGCAUAUGAACGUAUAGUAUUGCUGGAAUUUCGAAAGGACAUCCUGGUUUGUUUAGCACUUAGCUACAGACCAAGAUCGCAUCAACGUGUUAAUUCCAUUAUAUCAUCAUCAACAUGGCAUCCUUUACCAUGUUAAAGCCCCUUUCACAAUUGGUGGUGCGACUGCUUACAACCGUUGCGAUUCUGUGCAACAUCUAUUGUGACCAAAUGCUCGCAAACGAUCGCACAAGCAAUUAUGAAAGCCCCUAAGUUACUCAAAAGACGAAAACUGAGGCAAGAGCAGUAGCUAAAGCAGCUUAGGAGGGGAAUAACACACCCACAAGACUCAAUCUGGCAUAGAAAAACAGAGGAACAGUCCUCAUGAGUUUCCCAACUACCGUGACUGAGCAGAAAAGGGUCACAUCAUCGCCUCCUCCAGGAUUUCAUAAAUUGGUGGGUUUUGAGAGAGAAACAGACGAACAAGAUCUUCAUCUGUCUCUGCGCGACAUUGCUCUGUCUCUACAUAUCAUUUAUUGUUAUGAUGAUGCUUGACACUGCAAGGCAGGAAUGCCGCAUUAAGGACGUCGGAUGCGGAUUCAUCGCCGGUCUCAUCCACUACUUCGUACUGUCGUCAAUGACCUGGAUGGGAGUCGAAGGAUACAACACGUACCUCAUCAUCGUCAAGAUCUUCAAUACUUACAUCGAGAAAUUCAUGUAUAAGGCGGCUGCUGUUGCAUGGGGCUUGCCUGCAAUGAUCGUCAUCGUGACAGGAUUCAUUAGGCAAGAAAAAUACAUUCAUCAGGAUUUAUGUUUCCUGGAAGUGACGUCUCAGAUCGGAGGUCUCCUCAUUCCCAUCGCCAUCAUCGUCCUCGUCAACGCCGUCAUCUUUGCCCUGGUGGUCGUCCAGCUGAUGAAAUCCUCAAACUUUGCUGGUCGGGUGAGAGUUGCUAAAUCGAACCGUCGAGAGACCAUCGAACGGGUUGAGAACGCCAUCUGUAUUCUGCUUUUGCUUGGCCUGACAUGGAUUAGUGGAUACUUUCUCUUGAUCCCGCGUUUCAGUCAGAUUUCGGAACCCAUCUUCAUCGCGCUGAACGCGUUCCAGGGCCUGUUCAUCUUUCUCCUUUAUUGUGUUCGUAAACCGAUGGUUCGCAAGCAGUGGGGACUGACCUGUCUCGGUAAAGGCGAGCAAUGAGGUACCACCCUGUCAAGUAUCGGCACGCACAACUCCAAGAAUACCAUCCUUUCUGCGGGGAAUAGUUGUUCCAGCUCGAUGAUGAGCUCGAUAUCGCACUCGAUGCCGAUGGAGAAGGCCCCAAUGCUCGAAGUGCUGGAUGAGAACUUGCAAUAAUCCAACUUUCAAGGUCACGUACUACGUCUUGUCCUCUGUUUUAAAUCAAUAAAUUACAUUCUGAUUCAAUAUUGCAUUGCAAGUUAAAAAAAAAAAAAGCCGUAUUGAGUCUUGGAACUCUUGUUGGAAUGUUCCCAAUGGAAUAGAGAAGGCCAUACAUUGUAUGCGGGCAUGCAAGGAUCCGAUGACCGGGGUAAUAAUAUGAUGUAAAGCGCUUUGGGCCAUUAUGGGAAAAACGCUAUAUAAAAAAUAGCUAUUAUAUUCUAAAGUCUGGUUUUACUUAGACCGUGGUCUAACUUUGUGCUAAAAUUAUUGGAAACCGAAAAAAAGACAUUUUUUAUUACAAUAUUGUUUCAAAUAUUUACUAUGCUCUUUCCGCAUGUAUACAUGAUG
Messenger RNA from Lytechinus pictus (painted urchin), 1807 nucleotides. Its product is annotated as adhesion G-protein coupled receptor G2-like. The coding region runs from base 605 to 1258 and encodes 217 amino acids. Gene Ontology annotation, molecular function: G protein-coupled receptor activity. The transcript is spliced from 5 exons. Lineage: Eukaryota; Metazoa; Echinodermata; Echinoidea; Temnopleuroida; Toxopneustidae. Gene Ontology annotation, cellular component: membrane. Gene Ontology annotation, biological process: G protein-coupled receptor signaling pathway; cell surface receptor signaling pathway. The record is from RefSeq and is a predicted model, not a curated record.